Messenger RNA from Helobdella robusta, 2283 nucleotides. RefSeq lists its product as hypothetical. The coding region runs from base 1 to 2283 and encodes 760 amino acids. Gene Ontology annotation, cellular component: plasma membrane. Gene Ontology annotation, molecular function: protein binding. The record is from RefSeq and is a predicted model, not a curated record. The transcript has a single exon. Lineage: Eukaryota; Metazoa; Annelida; Clitellata; Rhynchobdellida; Glossiphoniidae.
AUGGCCCAUUGUUCCAGAAAAAAUUUCCUAGCCAUCCCAACGGGAUUUAGCGACAAAAUCCGUCAAGUCAUCCUGAACGAAAAUAAUUUCGCUAACAAGAUGUUAGUUUCUGCAAAUUUCUCUCAACUGUUGAAUGUUAAGAGUCUGUACCUCGGGCAGUGCAGCAUUGAGCAAAUACACGUUGAUACGUUCAAAUCGUUGAAGGCGUUGGAGUUCUUGGAUCUCAGUGCAAACAGGAUCACCUACCUGAGUCCUGGGACUUUUGAAGGAUUGAAUUUGAAACAUUUAUUCCUUAACGGGAAUCAAUUUGUCACACUCGGAUCGAACACGUUUGCUGGAUUGAGAACAGAAGGCUUGUAUCUGCAUGGCUGUUCCUUGAAAAAUCUCGAACCCGAGGUGUUAGAACCAUUGGAAAGUUUGAAAAAUCUCUGGUUACAUGAAAAUCUUUUAUCAAAAUUGAAUGAAAAACUUUUGAAAAGAUUUAGCGGCCUGAGCCACUUGAGGCUGGCGUCCAAUCCUCUCGCUUGCGACUGCGAAUCGCUCUGGCUGAAAAGAUUUUACGACGAGCGGAAAGAAGAUAUUUUCUUCGAAGCACCAUCGCCAAGCUGCUGGUCUCCGAAAAAAUUUAAAAAUUUAACAUUUGAUAAAUUCUCCGUUGAGGACUUACAAUGCUCAGCUCCUAUUCUGUCAGAUGUUGAUUUGGUCCUCAACACAACGUCAGCCACUCUAAAGUGCACGGCGUUCGGCAAUCCAGGUCCCAAUAUUUUCUGGAUCGAACCUUCCGGCAAGUCAACGGUUUUUCGCGCUAAAGAGAUCAAAGAUUCAAAUUUGUUCAUAACCGAAGCCACACUUGAAGUCAACCUGACCAGAACCGUCCUCGUUAAAAGAGGCCCAAACAAAAUGACGUCUGUUAAUUCGCCGCCAGAUAACAAGCAGCAAAAGAAGAGAAGAAAGAAGAAGAAGAAAAAGAAGGAAUACAACCAGAGCGUUUAUGAUAAUUUAUACUUUGACGGCAACGAGAAUAACAACGACGAUUAUGACGAGAACGAUGGCAACUCUGGUGACGAAAACGGCCACGUUCAAAAUUUUUACUCCAUGAUGCAGGCCAGCAAUUUGGAAGACAGCGAUGAUGAUGGUCACUUGUUCAUGGGCCAGUACUUCUGCAUAGCUCAAAACAACAUGGGCAAUGUAACGCUGACCGUCAAUUUGACCCUACCCCUCUCUGCCCUGAUAGGUGCAACGCAAGCACCUCAAGCGAUAGAACAAAAUGUAAAAAAUGCACCGACGAUAAUUGAAGAAAACAUCUUCAACAACAACGUCAACAACAACAACAACAAAGGAGUUAAAAAGCAUCGGCCCAACUACAAUAUUUUCCAUUCCAACAACGACAACAAUCUCGAUGAAAACAACAACAACGUAAAACAAAACGAUAAAAAUUCACUUUCAAGUAACAACAACAACAAAAACAACAAGAACUUAGAUUCAACCGACAACAUCAACGAUGAUGACGACAGCAGAGCUUUCUCAUCUCAAACUCAAAACGAGCGUCUGUACAGCGUGUUAGAGAUGUCGCUGGCAGUGGCGGGCACCUUCCUGUCCACAAUCCUUCUCUGCGUCGUCGCCCUGCUCUUUUUCGUCAACAGGCAGCGAUUCACGACACGAAAGAAGCACCAGGAUGAUGACGACCGCAAAAAACCGUCAGCCAAUGACAGACCCACCCAUCCCUAUUUUAACAGCAACAAAAACAACAACACAUCCGUCCAACAGCAACUGGAAACAUCUGGGGUGGAAUCAGAUGGAUCGCACCUGUACGCCGAGACCAUCGCCCCACUCUACCCAACCGUUGAUUCCUACCCAACGUCCGGCGAAAGUCGUAGAACUUUUUGCACGCUAGACGUUAAAAAUAGUUCAGGGCUCGGCCCUGCUUACCCCCCUACGGUCAUCUGCGACCCCAAACAGUACCAACUGCAGCAUACGAUGAUGUUGAAACCGCAGCCACACGAACAUUCACUUCAACAGCCACAGCAACAUUUGAUGGAUGAUGCUUUUUCGUUGUCAUUGUCCAUGAGAAGAAAGCCACAGCAGCAACAGCAACUACAGCCGCAACAUUUUCUACAUUCACAUUAUCAACAAAUACCGCCUUUCCAACAACAGCAGCAACAGCCGCAACAAGUUUUGCAACAAAAUCUGUACAACACGGAUCAACAGCUGAUCCCGCCAGAUAACGUGUAUUUAACUGGUACUAAUACAAACAGCAGAUACACAAAUUACAUGGAUAGGUAG